This is a messenger RNA of Rhizopus microsporus ATCC 52813, 905 nucleotides long. RefSeq lists its product as uncharacterized. The transcript has a single exon. The coding region runs from base 63 to 875 and encodes 270 amino acids. Gene Ontology annotation, molecular function: protein-folding chaperone binding. The record is from RefSeq and is a predicted model, not a curated record. NCBI's taxonomy places the organism in Eukaryota, Fungi, Mucoromycota, Mucoromycetes, Mucorales, Rhizopodaceae.
UGUGACUGAACUGGUUAUAGUGCAUUUUUUUUUCUCUUUCUCUUUCUCUUGUAUAGCAAAAGAUGGCUGACAAUAGACGUUCUUUAUUAAUAUAUGGUGCAGCUGCAACCUUAGUUGCUGUAUUGGGUACCAGUCUUGUAUACUAUGUUAUAGAAGACGAUAAACGAGCCAAACGAAGAAGAACAGCUAAACAAGCUGAACGCGCGACUCUUCGUCUAUUAGAUCAAAUUCAAUCACAACAACAGGUCAUUGAAUCAAGCAUCAGUAGUGUUGAACCCAUCAUCGAAUUGGACUGUGAUGACAAGGCAUUCAAGCAAAAGGAGUAUACUUUAGCUCACUCAAACGAACUUCUUCUUCGUCUUAUGGAACAGCUCGACGCGGUUCGACCCUUAACACUUGUUGUCGGACAAGAUCUUGAACCUACAGAGUUUGAGAGACAGCUGGUCGAUAACUUGAAGAACAAGAAACGAAAUGUGAUUGAUUCUAUUAACGAACUCUUCCGUCGACUGGAUAUCUGUAAUGAAAGAGUGAAAAAGGAAGCAACCAAGAGAGAGGAGGCAGCUAAAGAAAAGGCAAGACUGGAAAGAGAAGAAAAAGAGAGAUUGGCUCGUGAAGAAGAGGAAAGAAAGAAAGCCGAGGAAGAAGAAAGAAAGAGAAUCGAAGAAGAAAAGGCUCAACAAGCUAGAGAAGAACAAGAACGAGUGGCUAAAGAAGAAGCAUUACGUAGAAUGAGAGAAGAAGAGGAACAGGCUGCUCAAGAAGCUAUUGCCAAGGAGACUGAUAACCAUGACGACGACAAGUCUUUUGAAGAGAUUCAAAGUAAUGGUCAAGUAGAAGUUAGCUAUAUUGAAUUAAAUGAAGUUCAAGAAGAAUAAUAAAUUCUAAAGAUUGAUGUGUGGUGUGAA